Messenger RNA from Aspergillus saccharolyticus JOP 1030-1, 1284 nucleotides. RefSeq names its product MFS general substrate transporter. NCBI's taxonomy places the organism in Eukaryota, Fungi, Ascomycota, Eurotiomycetes, Eurotiales, Aspergillaceae. Bases 1 to 1284 code for a protein of 427 amino acids. The transcript is spliced from 7 exons. Gene Ontology annotation, biological process: transmembrane transport. The record is from RefSeq and is a predicted model, not a curated record. Gene Ontology annotation, molecular function: transmembrane transporter activity.
AUGGUGCCGAGAGAUCAAUCGCGACGAUCAUCCUCUUUUGAGCUUGAGAAUCCUACACGAAGACAUACCAAUGUCUACGCUGAGAAUGCAGCAACGCACGAUUUCGAUGGCGAAGUGCGAGGCAAGUUUCGCGGUGACAGAAAGCGCGAAUUGACUGAGGAGGAUGCAUACGAAGUACUCGGCUUCAGCUUCAUGAUAUUUAUUGUGCAAAUGUCGAUGAACUUUAAAAGCAGCACAUACUCGAAUGCGGUGGUGCAACUAUCGGAACAUUUUCAAAUCAGCCAGCAAGCUGCCCGAAUGGAAUUCGGCCGAUGGCCUAUUAUGCAAAUGAACCUUCUCCUUGUGAACAUAUGGCAAAUCCCCUGUGCUCUGGCGCCUAAUUUUGGAACCAUGGUGGUCUGCCGUGGUCUUGGGGGACUGAGUUUAGCAGGAGGCUCGGUUACCCUGGGUAUGACUGCAGAUAUGUGGGAACCGGAGGACCAAGGCUUCGCUGUAGCCUAUGUGGUCUUGAGUUACGUCGGUGGGACUACUAUUGGGCCCAUAUUUGAAACGCGUUCAUCGAUUUCGUUAGACCGGGAGGCUAAACGUCGACGCAAAGCAGGCGAAGAUACGAAUGUUUAUGGCCCAAACGAGUUGAAGCCUUCACGAUUUGAGGUUAAGAAAAUCCUCCGUGUUUGGCGACGACCAUUUGAAAUGUACCUGCGUGAGCCCAUUGUACUUUUUCUGUCUUUGCUUUCUGGCUUCUCUGAUGCGUUAAUAUUUACCUGCAUUGAAUCAUUCCCCUUGGUUUUUGCACAAUGGGGGUUUAAUCCACUUCAAGUUGAAUUAUCCUUUAAUGCCAUUGUCGUGGGCUAUCUGGUUGCUUAUGCCAUUUUUUGGCCCGACAUCAAUCGCCAGCGCUUGAUCCGACGACGCGAAGGCGACGCGGCUUGGCUGGCUGAGCGCCGGCUCCUCCUCCUGCUCUUCAUUGCGUUGGACUCUUUGGACUAUAUGGUGGCAGCAUAUGGUGAGUAUUCUGCCUCCGCGACUGGCGGGAAUGGGUUCGCCCGAGAUUUGCUCGCUGGUCUCUCCGCGAUGUACGCAACCCCAGUGUAUACCAAUAUUGGCGGACGAUUCCACCUCCAAUGGGCGAGCACGAUCCUUGGUCGCUUGGCACUCUUGGUGACAAUUCCAAUUUACAUCUUUUACAAGUUCGCACAGACCCUUGCCGCGGAUAGGCAAAGACAUGCAAGUACACGGCGGAGUAGCCGUAUGUGUGCGGCGAGAAAGGUAUCUACGGUGUAA